Messenger RNA from Zophobas morio, 1681 nucleotides. Its product is annotated as sortilin-related receptor-like. The coding region runs from base 128 to 1486 and encodes 452 amino acids. The transcript is spliced from 8 exons. The record is from RefSeq and is a predicted model, not a curated record. Gene Ontology annotation, molecular function: protein binding. NCBI's taxonomy places the organism in Eukaryota, Metazoa, Arthropoda, Insecta, Coleoptera, Tenebrionidae.
CUACUACACCAUUCAUCGCGCGCGCUUCCACAGUUCAACAACGCCGAAGAAGUCGCACCUGUUAAAUCAUACGUACGCGCUGCAGAAGCCGAGUGUUGAGACUGUGCUCGAGUGACUUUUGACCAGUAUGACGGACCUGAAUUUUGUUUUGGGUGUUCUGUUCUUGGUGUACGGUUCCUGCUCUGCCCAUGUCCUCGGCGACGAAUGCAACAGCGACUGGGAAUGCAAAGAGAACAUUGCGGGAUCGAUCUGUCACAGGGGAAGAUGCUUAUGUCAGCCCUUCUACGCCCGAGUCAACCAGACAGCAUGCGUGCAAUCGACGCUGCUGGGCUACGACUGUAUUGUUCCUGAACAGUGCUCGUUGAAAGUCGCCAACAGCAGUUGUCUGGAUGGGACGUGCCGGUGCGUCGAUGGAUUCUUGCAAUUCAGGAAACACACUUGUCUGGGACCGGCUAGACCCGGAAACGUCUGCUACAGUAACGCACAUUGUCGUUUAUGGACAGCUGACAGCCAUUGCGACUUCUUGAUCCCAAAUUUAUUCGGACGGUGUCAGUGCAAUUCACCGUUUCGACAAGUGGGAGAUUCUUGCGUAAGAUCUGCAUUCCAGACGAAGCCACCAACAACGACCACUGAAGCCGACAUCGACUCUAAUUUGAUAGGGGGGAAAUUCGACAAGACGACGACUGCAAGGACGACGGUGGUGCCUUCGACACUUCCGACUAUUACUACUGCAAUGCCAAGGCUCAAUGUCUCCUCGACAGUGACUACAAUUGCGCCUCCGGCGACUACGGGCAUAAGAACUCGGGUUGAUGAUGCGGCGGAGGCGGUGAGUUUGGGUCUUCCGUGCGUGACGGAUUUGCAAUGUCGCGCCGCUGAUCCCUCCUCCAGGUGUAUUGAUGGUCUGUGUGAUUGUACUGUUAGGACGAACGCCACUGGAUGCUCGGCGCGGAACACGGGAUGCAUUCCGGGGACUUUCCAGUGCCGCAGCACCGGCACUUGCAUAAGUUGGUUCUUUGUCUGCGACGGCCGCAAAGACUGCAGCGACGGUUCCGACGAGGAAUGCCUUCGAAGCAAAUGUCCUGCAGAAGCCUUCGCUUGCAAGUCCUCGAGCCGCUGCGUCUCGCGGGCAGGACGAUGCGAUGGCGUCAAGGACUGUCCAGGAGGCGAAGACGAAGAGGACUGUCAAGCUACGAGGAAAAGGGGAUGUCCUCCGAACACGUUCCAGUGUGCGGACGGCAAGUGCUUGCCGGAGUACGAAUUCUGUAACGCUAUUGUUGGGUGUAGCGACGGAAGCGACGAACCUGCCCACAUAUGCAGAGGAAGAGCCAGAAGGAGGCUUUCGGAGUACUGUCCGUUGCGGUGCGGCAACGGCAGGUGUAGGUCGAGUGCCAUCGCAUGCUCGGGGAGAGAUGGGUGCGGAGAUGGUACAGAUGAGAGGAAUUGUUCAGUGUGUAGAUGCCCAGUUGUUAAAACAAGGAAUUUAUAGUUAGUAGGUGUUUAACUUCUUUCUGUACAAUGCCAAAAAUUUUGUAUAUUAUUUUCAAACCCAACCAUGCGACUCAUGAUGUAGGUAGAUUAGAGUUAUAGAUGAUAAUCGUCACGUUUAUAGUAUUAUGUAGCUGCUUAAGUUAAAUUUAAGUCAAUGCUCAAAAUUUUUGUUGGAAAUAAAUAUUUAUUUACC